AUGACUCUAUCAACCAAUGCCACUGGGAUGUACAACCAAAGUGCCAAUGGGACAAGGGUUGCUGAAUGUGUCCCGAGGACCUUAUGCGAAUGGACAUCCAAUGACUGGAUGAAAAUAGCACAGUUCGAGGAAAAGCGUGCGCUGGCAGAAAAAGUUAUUUACAUCGUCAUCAUCAUCUUCACAAUUCUUGGCAAUACACUGGUUUUGGUUGCGACAUGGCGAGAGAGAGAUCUUCAUCAACCAAAUAAAUAUUUUAUCGCAUGCCUGGCUCUCGCCGAUCUUUUGGUUGGUGUGUUUGUGGUACCACUACGGUUGUAUAAACUGUACCUGACGAAUGAAACGCAAGCAUCCAUUUCCAUUCAUCUUCACCGUUUCAUGGUGUGGAUCGAUACUUCAGUGAUAACGGCAUCGAUUUAUACCCUGACGAUCAUCAGUUUUGAUCGUUACCUCAAAAUCAGCAAGCCACUGCUGUAUCGAUCAAGAAUCACAACUUCUGUAUCAUUAAAAAUCAUAUUUGUUAUUUGUAUUUUCUCUUCUUCACUUGCCACUUAUGUCACAGUUCCUCGUUCUGGGUCCGAUGCAACACAACUGUCGGCUAGCAUUCAGAAGCAAGUAAAAGAAACCCAGACCAUAUUAGCAAUAGUCUCGUUUUUCGUACCCACGAUAAUCAUGCUAAUUAUGUACGUUCUCAUCUUCACCGUGGCUCACAAACGACAAAAAAGACUGCGAAAUGGCGGACUGGGCGAAACGUUCAACGUACUGGAUCAGCGAACUGCCUUUCGCCAAGAUUUGAAAGUGAUUAGAAUGCUUUUUCUCGUCGUGGGUCUGUUUAUAAUUUGCUGGGGUCCGUUUUUUAUUUGGUGGUUGCUGUAUCUUUACUAUAGACGUUUUAUUGAUUACGAUAACACCUCGUUAAGCUAUUGGUUUCGUUUAAGAAAAAUCCAGACAGCAAUUGUUAUACUUCCUCUGUUUAACAGUCUGUGUAAUCCAAUGAUUUAUGCAUGGCUUGAUCAAACGUACAGAAAAGCCUUUAAACACCUGUUUCAUCAACUCGUCUGUCGCGAAAACCCAAGAGUACAGCAACAUGGCGACCCAAAUACAAUUCAGUUACAACUCCCGGGGAACAGAUGA
Molecule: messenger RNA, 1131 nt
Organism: Dendronephthya gigantea
Lineage: Eukaryota; Metazoa; Cnidaria; Anthozoa; Malacalcyonacea; Nephtheidae
Product: D(2) dopamine receptor-like
Exons: 1
Coding region: 1-1131 (376 amino acids)
Biological process (GO): G protein-coupled receptor signaling pathway
Cellular component (GO): membrane
Molecular function (GO): G protein-coupled receptor activity
Source: RefSeq, a predicted model, not a curated record